AUGGAACAGAUGUGUCUCACAUUGAACCGUAGCAAUGAUAGUAGCCAGCCCACUUCACCCCUCCUCCACCACCCCGUCCGCCACCCCCGCCACCACGCUAACACCUCCCUCGCUCCAUCCGCCGGCACACCCCGCACCCACCGGGGCACCACGCCGCCGAGGCACCCCGCCCCACCACGCACCACGCGUCCACCACGCCGUCCGCGGCACGCCGUCGGCCACCAACCGCGCAUCCAUGCCGUCGACACAAGCCGCUCACCACGCCGACCAUCCCCGCACACUCUCAACGACACGCGCACCACUACCGCCGCGCACCACGCCGGCCACCAACCGCACCACGACCCCGGCCCACGCCUGCACCACGCACCCCACGCCACCCGCCACGCACCCCCCCAUCACGCCGCACCCCGCCACCACGCCGCUCACCACUCUCCUCCACCUACUCCCGCACCACCCGACCCACGCGAGCACCCAUCCACCUCCCACGCACCACCCCAGCCACCACGCCGCGCACCACGCCGCACCCCCCACCACGCGCCACCACCCGCCCAUCUUCACCGCGUCGGCACCACACACACCCGCACCCCGCCUCACCACGUCCGCGGCACCACGCGCGCACCACGCCACCUACGCCCCACCACGCCCCCGCGGCACACGCCGGCCACCACGCGCUGCACCAGCUCGCCGUCGCACCACCCGCACCACGCGGCACCUACGCCGCCACCACGCCACCACCCGCCGCCCACCCUCGCACCCACGCGGCACCACGUCCGCUCACCACGCGCCGGUCACCACGCCUGUCACAACGCGCGGCACACGCGUAGCACCACCCCCCAAACACGCAGCGGCACCAGCACGCACCACCCGGCACCACGCACGGCACACCGCCACCACGUAGCGCACCACCCCGGCACCUCCGCCGCGGCACACGCCCGCGCACCACGCCGGCAUCCACGCUCACACCACGCAACACCCCCGGCACCCACCAGCGGCACCACGCCCGGAACCCGGCAGCAUCCACCCGCUCACCAGGGCACACCGCCCACGCACCACGCACGCACCACGCCCUGGCACCUACAGCUGCACCCCGCCACUACCCCGCCACCACCACGCCCUCACCAACGCCCCGGCACCACGCACCCCCACGCACUCACCUCACCCACCCCACCAAUCCCCCACGCACCACCCCCUCACCACGCCCCGGCACCCGCCCUGCACCCCCCCACCACCACCCCGCACCACGCCCCCACACCCCCUCACCACCCCCACCACUCCCCACCACUCCUCUCCACCACUCCCCCACCAUCCUCCCGCACCACAUCUCACCCCUCCCAUGACAGGACCCCACCAGACCCUACCAUCAACACAGCAGGACAGGACCCCACCAGACCCUACCAUCAACACAGCAGGACAGGACCCCACCAGACCCUACUAUCAACACAGCAGGACCCCACCAGACCCUACUAUCAACACAGCAGGACCCCACCAGACCCUACCAUCAACACAGCAGGACAGGACCCCACCAGACCCUACUAUCAACAUAGCAUGACAGGACCCCACCAGACCCUAUCAUCAACACAGCAUGACAGGACCCCACCAGACCCUACCAUCAACACAGCAGGACAGGACCCCACCAGACCCUACUAUCAACAUAGGAUGACAGGACCCCACCAGACCCUAUCAUCAACACAGCAUGACAGGACCCCACCAGACCCUACUAUCAACACAGCAUGA
Molecule: messenger RNA, 1734 nt
Organism: Salvelinus namaycush (lake trout)
Lineage: Eukaryota; Metazoa; Chordata; Actinopteri; Salmoniformes; Salmonidae
Product: extensin-3-like
Exons: 2
Coding region: 1-1734 (577 amino acids)
Source: RefSeq, a predicted model, not a curated record